Messenger RNA from Vitis riparia (riverbank grape), 2527 nucleotides. Its product is annotated as DEAD-box ATP-dependent RNA helicase 32. The coding region runs from base 134 to 2386 and encodes 750 amino acids. Gene Ontology annotation, biological process: rRNA processing. The transcript has 8 exons. Gene Ontology annotation, cellular component: nucleus. Lineage: Eukaryota; Viridiplantae; Streptophyta; Magnoliopsida; Vitales; Vitaceae. The record is from RefSeq and is a predicted model, not a curated record. Gene Ontology annotation, molecular function: RNA helicase activity; ATP binding; nucleic acid binding.
UUGUCAUCAAAAAGGGUAUAAACGGAUAAAGGAGGGGUUGAAGUAGAAUUUCCUCACAAAACCUUAAACCCUAACCCUCUCCUUUGUCCUUCAACGAUCAUCUGCAAAACCCUAGAGAAACCCAAGUCCCAAAAUGCGAAGACCCAAUUCCAGACCCCAAAAACGACAAUUUGUCAAGCAAAAGCGCCUUACUGAGCUCCAAGAAAUCGAGCUCCUCGAAUCAUGGAUAGAGUUUGGCAAACCCGAUUCGGGCUCCAAUCCUCUGUCGCUCGCUCCACCGCCCUCCAAUGCACCCGUCGGCAGAAUCGACGGGGAUUCGUUCUCUCCGUACGCCGGCUGUGAUAGGUUCGAUCGUCUGCCGUUGUCGCAGAAGACCAUAGAUGGGUUGAAGAAAUCAGAGUACGUGACUAUGACUGAGAUUCAGAGAGCUUCGCUGCCGCACUCACUUUGCGGCCGAGAUAUUCUCGGUGCGGCAAAAACUGGGUCCGGAAAGACUCUGGCGUUUCUGAUUCCGGUUCUGGAGAAGUUAUACAGAUUGAGAUGGGGUCCAGAGGAUGGAGUUGGAAGCAUCAUUAUAUCACCCACAAGGGAAUUAACUGGUCAACUUUUUGAUGUAUUGAAGUCUGUUGGAAAGUACCAUUCUUUUAGUGCUGGCCUGCUAAUUGGUGGCCGCAAAGAUGUUGGCAUGGAGAAAGAACAUGUAAAUGAACUGAACAUCUUGGUCUGCACUCCUGGGAGGCUUCUUCAGCACAUGGAUGAAACUCCAAAUUUUGAUUGUUCACAACUUCAGGUUUUGGUCCUUGAUGAGGCAGAUCGAAUUCUUGAUGUAGGCUUUAAGAAGGCCCUAAAUGCAAUUAUUUCACAGUUGCCAAAACACCGUCAAACCUUGCUUUUCUCAGCUACCCAAACAAAAUCAGUUCAGGAUCUUGCGAGGCUCAGUUUGAAGGACCCAGAGUAUCUUAGUGUUCAUGAGGAGUCUGCUACAGCUACCCCCAAUCGCCUGCAGCAAACUGCAAUGAUUGUUCCUCUUGACCAGAAGUUAGACAUGUUGUGGAGCUUCAUAAAGGCGCAUCUUAAUUCAAGAAUUCUGGUUUUUUUUGCAAGUCGUAAGCAGGUAAAAUUCGUAUUUGAAGCAUUCAAGAAACUGCGUCCAGGAAUCCCAUUGAAGUGUCUUCAUGGGAAGAUGAAUCAACAGAAAAGGAUGGGAAUAUAUUCCCAGUUCUGUGAGAGUCGUUCAGUACUCUUCUCAACUGAUGUUGCUUCAAGAGGUCUUGAUUUCAAUAAGGGAGUUGACUGGGUCAUUCAGGUAGAUUGUCCAGAAGAUGUUGCAGCUUACAUACAUAGAGUUGGUCGCACUGCUCGCUAUCAUUCUGAAGGAAGGUCAGUUUUAUUCCUGGUGCCUUCAGAGACAGAAAUGCUGAAAAAAUUAGAAGUGGCAAAAAUACCGAUUCACCUUAUCAAGGCUAACACAAAACGACUGCAACAGGUGUCUAAAUUAUUACAAGAUUUACUAGUUAAGUGUAAUGAUAUGCGAUAUCUGGCACAAAAAGCCUUCAUCACAUAUUUGAGGUCCAUUCAUAAGCAAGGAGACAAAGAGGUCUUUGAUGUGAUGAAACUACCAGUUGAGGAGUUCUCUGUAUCAUUGGGUUUACCAAUGACCCCAAAAGUUCGCUUUCUAAAUCAGAAAACCAAGAGCAAAUUAAUGCCAGCAGAAACCUCUCUUCAUCUACCUGAAAUUUCUGACGAGGAGAAUUUGUCAGAGAUUCCUAGAAGUAAAGAAGUUACUGUGGGAUCCAAGGAGCUGGAGGUGGAUAAAGGUUUUCUUUUAACAGAGUCCCCUGAUGAAGCUGAAGGACAAGCAACAGAAAUUGAAGCUGUUGGCCUAGGAACUAGGGUUACAAAGAAAAAGAAGCUGAAGAUCAACGUUCAUAGACCAGUGGGGUCUAGGGUAGUUUUUGACGAAGAAGGCAACACACUUCCUCCAUUAGCAAAAAUUGCUGACAGAGACAGUGGCAACGACUUGCUUCAACUUGACAAAGUGAAAGAAAGAUAUGCGAAGCUGAGGGAAGAGAUGAAACCGCGAGACAAAGAAGACAAGCUUCUGCACCGUCAGCGUCUCAAAGAUAAGCGAAUGAAAGAGAAGAUGAAGAUGAAGAGCAGGAGGAGCGAAGAAGAGUAUGAAGAGGACGAGGAAGAUCUUUCUGGGUCAGACGCAGAAGCAGCCGCAGCUAGAAAGAGUAAAAGGUCAAAAAUAUAUUUUGACAGCGAUAAUGGUGAAAGUGAGGGAGAAGGAAAUGAGGAUAAAGUUAAAUUCAGUGCUGAGUCAAUUUCUUUGGCAGAGCAAGAAGCCCUGGCUCUGAAGCUGCUGAAUUCAAUGCACUCUUAAUUAUCAUCAGGCAUACUUACAUGUAUUGAGGGCAAUUUUGGUUAUUAUUGGUUGAAGAGAGUUUUGCGUUCUUUCUGGACUGAGGCAUUACAUGUAAUCAGAAAUUGGUUAAGAGUAAUUUCCUAACGUUAUAUUGGGUUU